Molecule: messenger RNA, 1585 nt
Organism: Ilex paraguariensis (yerba mate)
Lineage: Eukaryota; Viridiplantae; Streptophyta; Magnoliopsida; Aquifoliales; Aquifoliaceae
Source: the annotation of a GenBank genome assembly
GAUGAGGAAAGGCUUAGAGUAAGUUAUGAAAAGAAGUGCAAGAAACUGAAGGUUUUGGAUGACCGAGGAGCAGAGACUAGUAAGCUUGAUGCAACGCGGGCUUCAAUUAGAAAGUUGUUGACAAAACUCAAUAUUUGUAUCAAAGCUAUUGAUGCUAUAUCAAUCAGGAUACACAAGCUGAGGGAUGAGGAGUUGCAGCCUCAAGUCACUGAGUUGAUCCAAGGACUAGUAAGAAUGUGGAAGUCCAUGCUCAAGUGUCACCAGAAGCAGUUUCAAGCUAUCAAGGAGAGUAAAAUUCGAAAUUUGAGAGCAAACAGUGGCUCUAGAAGAGAUACUAGCUUGAGGGCUACUCUUGAACUCGAAAUGGAGCUCCUUAGAUGGUGCAACUGUUUUAAUGAUUGGAUUAACACUCAGAAGUCCUAUGUUGAGUCCUUAAAUGGGUGGCUUCUGCAGUGCCUUGAUUAUCAGCCAGAAGAAACCCCCGAUGGACCUGUUCCCUUCUCGCCGGGCAGGAUUGGAGCUCCUCUGAUUUUUGUAGUUUGCAACGAUUGGUAUCAAGCUAUAGAAACAAUUUCAGAAGCUGGGGUGGCAAAUGCAAUGCGUAAUUUUGCUUCGAGCUUGCGACGCUUAUGGGAGAGACAAGAUGACGAGCAGCGCCAGAGACUGAAAGCAGACUACAUUUCGAAGGAUUUUGAGAAACGGCUAAGAACACUUCAGAUGGAGAGAGGAAGAAUGAAACAUCAGCAGGAUACAAUAUCAGGAAAAACUGGGGUGUCAAUUGUUCCAUCUGAACGUGGAGUUUCGCCAUUGGAUGAUCUAAAGGUAGAUUUGGAUUCGAUAAAAGAAAGGUUGGCCGAAGAGAAAGCAAGACACAAAGAGGCUGUGAAAUUAGUGCAUGAUGCAGCUUCUAGUAGUUUGCAGGGAGGUUUGGUACCUAUUUUCAAGGCUUUGGAGGAAUUCACUUCAGCGGCGUUGAAAGCUCACGAGCAAAUUAGGACAAGAAAUAACGGGCAGAGCUAAUAAGGGAAGGUAUAUUUUUAACUCGGAAAUGAGCUGGUUUCUUUCAUGAAAGAUUCCUGUUUUAAGCAGCCAGGGCGGUGGUAGGAUCAGCUACAGUUAACAGUGAUGAAAUCAGGAUAGAAAGAACGAGAAUUAAAUUUGAGUCGAGAACAUCAUCGAAAAGAUGUUGAAAACAAAAGGGGUUGUGGAACCACUUCUAGAGAGCAUGCAGGUUGGCAGAAGAUGAAGUGUUCUCUCGUUCAAAAAUUUGGUAGAAGAACAAAGGUGGUGUUUUAGAAGUUGUAGUUGGAACGAUUGACAAGCAUUCGUUCACUUCAUCGAGACGUCGCAGAUUCGAGUUGUGGAAUCAGACUCAAAAGGGUUGCUUACUGAUAUUUCUCUCAGAUCCCACCAUCUUGUGCUUUUCAUAAAGGUGGUGUUUUGUAUUUUGGUUUUGCUACAACCCCAAGUACAUAGGUAGGACUUUGUACAGAAAUUCUUUGAUUUGUUAAUUGGUUGGUGGUGUUUUGUAUUUUGGUUUCACUCGUGUUAUUUUCGUGUCGUAUCACUUUCGGUAUAUGUCGGG